ACAGAUGUUCUCGACGUCUCAGAGUGUACACAUUAGUUGAGAUUUUUUCCCGUAUGUACAUACACCCUACGUAUUAACCCUAUAUGGGUGAACAAUUGAGAAACUUUUUGUUAGUGGCGGGGUCCAUAUUUAUAGUGAUUUUCAUUAUUCCACUGAUUUUGUUUUUCGUAAUAUUCCCUCUAAUUUUAUACCGGAAAUUGAUCAUAUUUCUGGCCUCGUACAAAAAAGAUAUUUAUCUCCCCCUCAACAUCUGCAGCAGUGGGCUUGCUUGGGACGACAUUUACAGAAAACCUAUUUGCACCCUUAGUAUCGUAAAUUAUUUGAAGCACGGACCCGAAAUAAGUCAAGUAACUCGCAGGCUGGAAAGGGUUGUACAAAUUCAUCCGGAACUAACAUGCACGCUCCACUCUUGGAUGUCCAUCCUAUUUUGGAAGAAAUCCCCAAAUUUCAAACUAUCCCAGCACCUCACAAUUUAUAAGGAAUCCAACCCCGAAAAAAUCCAACAGUAUUUGGAUUCUCUGCCUGAAAAACCCUUCUCAAAAGGCGCCCCGUUAUGGGAGUGCAUAUCCUUGCCAAAUUAUUCAAACACUAAAUAUGCCACAAAAUCUGCACUAGUUCUGCGAAUUCAUCACACAGUUGCCGACGGUUUGGCAUUGCUUUCAUUGUGGAACGAUCUUUUCGACAAGAAUGGUUCCGGAGAGGAGAGGAUUAUAAAAAAUGGAGGAACCCCUAAAAAUUCGAAAUGGGAUAUUUGGAAAAUCUUCGAAUUGAUAUUCAUAACUCCGACGGAAACAAUAUUCACUAUGCUGAAAGGCAUUGACUCGAAUCCAUUAACAAUUCACCGGGGGACUGGAGAAAUGGUCCGGUGUCAAAAUCUUGUCGCCCUAGAUAUGGCAGACCUUAAGCGGAUUUCCCGCGCUGCUCGGACAAAUAUCACGUCGGCCAUGUUUUUCGGUGUGACCGGCGCGGUGCGGAGAAUUUUGAUGGAAAGAGGAGCAAAUUUGGGGCAAGAUGCGACAUCGAUUUAUAUUCUGCCUAGUGUUUUAGGCCACCAGGGAACGUCCUUGACGAAUAAUUUAACCGGAGCCCCCCUGAGAAUGCCGGUGUCGGAGAGGAACCUGGAACAAAGAUUGGUUAACAUUUCGGACCAAUUUCAUCACAUUUCGAACUCCACUUAUCUCCUAGGCAUGACCGCAUUUUACAGAUCAAUCGCACUAAUUAGCGGCACGUUACAAACAGAGUUAAGAAUUCCGAGCUUUGGAACUCUGGUUCAUUCAAACUUUGCAACUUUUAAGGAUAAUCGGUACGAGUUGUUUGGAAAUCCGGUGGAGCGUGCCGCGCCAAUUACUGGUGUGGCGCAGAGAUCAUGCUUAAUCGCAAUGGUGAAUAUUAGCUACAAUGGAAAAAUGGGGAUUGCAAUAACCGCUGAUAAGGCCAUCUUUCCUGACACAGGUGAAUUAGAAAGAGUAAUUAAUGGCGUUAUCAGCGAGAUUAAGCAAAUUGGAGAAGCGCGUGUACACAGGGAAUGAGUCUACAAAUGAGAAAAAGUUAAAUUUUUUCAAUAAAAACAUUUGUAAAAAUUUAAGGAACUAUAUCCAUGUAACAUGUUUCAAGUUUUUCAUAAAAAUAUUUCAUCGCUGAUAUCAAUAGGUAUAAUUGGUUCGGUCUGUUUUGAGCAAAAAAAUGCAUUAAAAUGCAUUAAAAAAUAUUCAAAGCAUGUUUAAAAAAAUGGCAACGACCUGUUCUUCCAAUUUGUGGCCAGAUUUGUAAAAUUAAUUAACAGAAAUGACUAAAAAUGUGUUGAUUUUGACUAUUUUGGCAAUAGCUUAUCGAAUCCUACAUAAGUUAAAUAUGCUUGAAUUUUAUACAGCUCUCUAGCAAUGCCAAUUUAACUACCAUUAUCAAUUAAAAUAAUUAUUAUCAAGUCAAUAACCCUCUAUAAAUUCAUCGGCGACUUAAAUUCAAUUAACAUAAUAAUAAGGCCCCCAAGGGACGCUAAUUCUAUGUCCACAUUUAUUAAGUUACAAUCAAGACGUAAUUCAAUAAACACAUAUUUUUGGUAAAAAUU
Folsomia candida is the source of this 2068-nucleotide messenger RNA. RefSeq lists its product as uncharacterized. NCBI's taxonomy places the organism in Eukaryota, Metazoa, Arthropoda, Collembola, Entomobryomorpha, Isotomidae. The transcript has 3 exons. The record is from RefSeq and is a predicted model, not a curated record. Bases 84 to 1529 code for a protein of 481 amino acids. Gene Ontology annotation, cellular component: plasma membrane. Gene Ontology annotation, biological process: triglyceride biosynthetic process. Gene Ontology annotation, molecular function: diacylglycerol O-acyltransferase activity; long-chain-alcohol O-fatty-acyltransferase activity.